UAGAGGUGGAGCGCGGGGAGGGCGCGCGGCGGGGGGCGGCCGCCGUUACGGCGCGGGCGUGGUCACGUGGCCGCCGGUCAGCGCCGCCGCCGCCCCCUCCCGCCCUGUUCUCUCUCUGGUCGGGUCGGGCCCGGCCGGCACCACGAGCGCCCGGCAGAGACUGAGGGAGAGAGAAAGAGGAGGGGAGGAGGAGGAGGCGGAUUCAGGGAGUAGGAGCUGGGGAGCCCUCCUGCGCCACAGAAUCAGUCAGGAGCCAUCCAGAAAAUGGUAACCACAGGAGGUCUUUCAAGAAGAAAGUUAAUCCAGGAACUGGGUGCAGGAGUAAUUGGUGUGAAGCCAAAAGGGGCUGUGAAACAAAGCAGAUAUUAACAACUCCUGGAAGCCUCUGUGAUCCCCUUAAGGCUGGAGGAAGUGCCUCUCCACUGGCCAAAUCUUCCCAGAAGCCAGAGGGCAAGGUUGCUUGCGAGAUGCAGUUGCCUGUGAUACAGAGCAGCACCAGAAAAUUUCCAGAGACUUGGUGAAGACAGGAAAGCUAUCAGAAAGACUAUAGCACUAUUGUACUGUAUUUCCUGCAGCUCGGUUGAGGGAGAACUCAGCUGAUUUCUAUUUCUUGAGUCUUUGCUUCCUAUUGGCCAACCAAGACUUUUAUUUGGAAAACUCUGUUGUACAGAGUCUGACACCAUCUAUGAGCUGUAACAAGAGUAUGCAUUUUCAAGUGUCACUUAGAUUUGUGGAUCAAUAAAGUUUUCCUGAAAGGUGGUCACUUUUGGUGAUAUUGUCCAGUUCUCACAAUGUAUCAUUCCUUAUCUGAAACUAGACAUCCUCUGCAGCCAGAAGAGCAAGAAGUGGGCAUUGACCCCUUGUCGAGUUACUCGAACAAGCCUGGAGGAGAUUCAAAUCAAAAUGGAAGAACAAGUUCUACUUCAGACUCUGACGGAACUUUUAAUUCCUAUAGGAAAGAAUGGGAAGACCUGUUUGUAAACAGCAAUUACUUGGCAACAGUAAGACAGAAGGGGAUUAAUGGGCAGCUGAGAAGCAGCAGGUUCCGCAGCAUUUGCUGGAAGCUCUUUCUUUGUGUUCUUCCUCAAGAUAAAAGUCAGUGGAUAAGCAGAAUUAAAGAACUAAGAGCAUGGUAUAGCAACAUUAAAGAAAUACUCAUCACAAACCCAAGGAAGGUUGUUGGCCAGCAAGACUUGAUGAUCAACAAUCCCCUGUCCCAAGAUGAAGGGAGUCUUUGGAACAAAUUCUUCCAGGAUAAAGAACUUCGGUCAAUGAUUGAACAAGAUGUCAAAAGAACAUUUCCUGAAAUGCAGUUUUUCCAGCAAGAAAAUGUGAGAAAAAUUCUUACAGAUGUUCUUUUCUGUUAUGCUAGAGAAAACGAGCAGUUGCUUUAUAAACAGGGCAUGCACGAGCUGCUGGCUCCCAUCAUCUUCACCCUCCACUGUGACCACCAAGCCUUUCUUCAUGCCAGUGAGUCUGCACAACCAAGUGAGGAAAUGAAAACUCUCUUGGACCCUGAGUAUCUGGAACAUGAUGCCUAUGCAAUGUUCUCACAGCUUAUGGAAACUGCUGAACCUUGGUUUUCUACUUUUGAGCAUGAUGGUCAAAAGGGGAGAGAAACCCUGAUGACUCCUAUCCCCUUUGCUAGACCACAGGAUUUGGGGCCAACAAUUGCUAUUGUUACUAAAGUCAACCAGAUCCAGGAUCAUCUACUGAAGAAACAUGAUAUUGAGCUCUACAUGCACCUGAACAGACUGGAAAUUGCACCACAGAUAUAUGGGUUACGGUGGGUACGGCUGCUGUUUGGACGAGAGUUCCCCCUGCAGGAUCUUCUGGUGGUCUGGGAUGCCUUGUUUGCAGACGGCCUCAGCCUGAGUUUGGUCGAUUAUAUCUUCAUAGCCAUGUUACUUUACAUCCGAGAUGCUUUGAUCUCUAGUAACUACCAGACCUGCCUUGGCCUUCUGAUGCAUUACCCACGCAUCGGGGAUGUUCACUCACUGAUCCUGAAGGCUCUCUUCCUUCGUGAUCCAAAGAGAAAUCCAAGGCCAGUGACUUAUCAAUUCCAUCCAAAUUUAGAUUAUUACAAAGCCCGAGGAGCAGACCUCAUGAAUAAAAGCCGGACCAAUGCCAAAGGCGCUCCCCUGAAUAUAAAUAAGGUCUCAAACAGCCUGAUUAAUUUUGGAAGAAAGUUGAUUUCUCCGGCAACAGCCCCAGGCGGUGCGGGUGGCCCUGUACCAGGAGGCAGUGGCGCUGCCUCCUCCCCGGCCGUGGUUCCCACCAGGACCUUAGCAGAGGCCCCCAGGCCUCCUCUGCAGCAGCAGCAGCAGCAGCAGCAGCAGAGGCUGAUGAAGUCGGAAAGCAUGCCAGUGCAGUUGAACAGAGGCGAUGUAGUUACAGGAAGCGAUGCUCAGGUUUCUGUUCCUGUCCAGACCCUAACUGACCUCCCAGGACAAAGUUCUAAAAACAUCAGUUCGUCUCCAAGCAUUGAAAGUUUACCUGGAGGAAGAGAGUUCACUGGCUCCCCACCUUCAUCUGCUACUAAAAAGGAUUCCUUCUUCAGCAACAUAUCCCGUUCACGCUCGCACAGCAAAACUAUGGGCAGAAAAGAAUCUGAAGAAGAAUUAGAAGCUCAAAUUUCUUUCCUUCAAGGACAGUUGAAUGACCUGGACGCCAUGUGCAAAUACUGCGCGAAGGUGAUGGACACGCAUCUUGUAAAUAUUCAAGAAGUGAUAUUACAAGAAAAUUUGGAAAAAGAAGAUCAAAUUCUGGUUUCUCUGGCAGGGCUAAAGCAGAUCAAAGACAUUCUGAAAGGCUCCCUGCGCUUCAACCAGAGCCAGCUAGAAGCUGAGGAGAACGAGCAGAUCACCAUCUCAGACGACCACUACUGCUCCAGUGGCCAGGGCCUCCUGUCCGGGGCCAGCAAGCAGGCCCCUUCAGCAGUGCUGGGACGCAAGGAGAGAGGCGGCCUGGAUGACUUCAUCCUUGUCUCCAAAGACGAUGAGGGGGACGGUGCCAGGGCGCCCCCCAUGGGCCAGGCUCAGCCUCUGCGGCCCCUGCGGAGCUCAGCCAGGCCCACCCUGGUGUUCUCCGACCCCCUGACCGGCCCAGCGUCGGCCUCCUCCAGCAACCUCAGCUCCAGCCCCGACGACGACAGCAGCAGCAACAGUAAGGACUCGGGCUUCACCAUCGUGAGCCCCCUGGACCUCUGACCGCCGCCCGGCUGCUCCCGAGGAGACGCCUCUGAAACCCAGCCUCUUCCCAUUGCGCACGUGGCCUUGGUGCAGCACUUGGAACCUGUGGAGAGAAGCAGGGGGCCCGCAGAGCAUGUGGGCAGACCUUCCCCAAAAGGCAGACAGCUUUUCCCACAGCAUAACCCACCCCACCAGUAAGGCCCCAGCAUCUCACUCACUGUCCAAAAAGACCAAACCACAGCUAGACUCACUUGCCCUCUGUCCCCUCAUCCCCAACUAAGGUGUGGCUGCUCCAUCAGGUAUAUGUGGAAGGAAGAAGUGUGUUUCAGAUCUUCCCUCCUUCAGAGCAUCCAUCCGGCAUAGGAAAACUGAUAUCAAGGAAACAUUCUCUCUGGAAAUCUAUCAACCUAUUCCAUACUUCAUUCCUCCCCUGGGAGGCCAUACAGCAGAGCCAGCUGCGCCCAAAUGGACUAGAACCAGUGCAUUCCAGGGCUGGAGAAAACCUCCCAGAAAGUCACAGUGCCCUUCAGGAAGAGGGUCUGAACUUAGGAAUCAUGUGUGGGUGCAGCAACAUGGUUCCAAUUCUCCUCGUUUAUUAAAG
Molecule: messenger RNA, 3792 nt
Organism: Hippopotamus amphibius kiboko
Lineage: Eukaryota; Metazoa; Chordata; Mammalia; Artiodactyla; Hippopotamidae
Gene: TBC1D5
Product: TBC1 domain family member 5
Exons: 26
Coding region: 792-3209 (805 amino acids)
Biological process (GO): activation of GTPase activity
Molecular function (GO): GTPase activator activity
Source: RefSeq, a predicted model, not a curated record